Doryrhamphus excisus (bluestripe pipefish) is the source of this 3252-nucleotide messenger RNA. It is a transcript of the gene sh2d3ca, whose product is annotated as SH2 domain containing 3Ca. NCBI's taxonomy places the organism in Eukaryota, Metazoa, Chordata, Actinopteri, Syngnathiformes, Syngnathidae. Gene Ontology annotation, biological process: positive regulation of peptidyl-serine phosphorylation; small GTPase-mediated signal transduction. Gene Ontology annotation, molecular function: phosphotyrosine residue binding; guanyl-nucleotide exchange factor activity. The record is from RefSeq and is a predicted model, not a curated record.
UGCAGCAAGUGCAGCGAGGGGAGAGCAGGGACGAACCAGGCAGCCGGCGCAGGACAGAGGCAGCCGGGAUGUCAGAAGCUGCGAUGCGUACAGCCUCCGAUCACUUCUACACGUGCAGCUGCUGCCGGGAACAUCUAGCUCUGUAGCUCUCAGCUUGCAGUGUGAGGGGCAGCCACUAUGUUUAGGGGCUUUUAGGCAGGCAAGGGUGGGACAGGCUUAGCCCAGAGAGCCUCUGGGGGUGCUUUUUUUGUGGACAUCCUGGGGUUGGGGCGAGGAGAAAGAAGAGGCAACAGAGAGAAGGGAGGACGUGGGAAUAGGAUACACCAAGGUGUGUGCCCACCAUGACGGAGAGGUGCAGUCUGUGGAGCGCCCUGUCGGCUGCAGCAUGCUGCUUCUACCGGGGAUCCUUCAUGCAGGUGCAGUUCUCCAAGGAGAAGUACCUGCUGGAGUCUCCUCCUGAGAAGCUGCGUAAGGAGCUGGAGGAGGAGCUGAAGCUGAGCCCCGCCGACAUCAGGAGUCAUGGCUGGUACCACGGGCACAUACCCAGAGAGGUGUCAGAAACUCUGGUUGUGCGUCACGGAGACUUCCUGGUACGCGACUCCCUGGUCAACGUGAGCGACUACGUGCUGACCUGUCGCUGGGACAACGAGGCGCUGCACUUCAAGAUCAGCAAAGUUCUGAUCAAGUCCAGCGACAGCAAGGUCCAGUAUGUGCUGGAGUCGGAGAGCUUCGACUCGGUCCAGGAGCUGGUACGCUUUUACGUGAGUCAGCGCAAACCCGUCUCCCAGUCCAGCGGCGUCCACAUCUACUGCCCGGUGAGCAGGACCCUCCCGCUGCGCUACCUGGAGGCCACCUUUGCCCUCGCCAGCAGCAAACAAGGCUCCGCCUACUCUCCGUCCAGCCAGAGGGGGGCGUAUAUCAAGAGGAGGAGCGUCACCAUGACCGACGGCCUCACCGCAGAGAGGAUGAUUCCUCACAGCGACUCAGACAGCCCCAGUCCACUUGGGACACCGGUGGCACCACCAGACCCGGACCCGGAACCCGUGCCCACGUGCAGGUGCCCUUCCACCAUCCACCACCACAAAGAUGCAAUGAGAAACUGUGCAAUGAGCAUGGACCAGAUUCAGGAGUACCGCUGCCCCCUGUCGCCCGUCGGAGAGACCCCCCUGUCGCCUGCGUACUGUGCAAUCACGAGACAGAGAGCCCACUCAGGCGGGCGUGUCCUGGCCGUGGUGCCGCCCUCCCCCGUCACGCGGCAUUCCAGCGACCCUCAGCUCAGCCCCACCUCCGGCAACAACCCCUCAGAUCAUCCCGCCUCCCACUCAGCACACUCCUCGCCCGCGCAUCGCGCCGCUUUGCAAGCGCACUCCUCGGACACGGCGGGGAGCUACUGUGACCUCAGACCCUGCCCCGCCGGACCCCCAAAACCUCCCACCAAGAGCUACGUGGAGCGAUUGCGGGUGGAAGAGGGGAGGAAUGAGAGCGCCAGGGGGGAAGGAGACGGGAUGUGCAGCGCUCCCUUGGUGGAGACUGCAUCCUUCUUCCGACCAUCCAGGUACGAGUCCUGCAUCAUGCCCGCUGACAACAAACCCCUGGAGAUGUCCGUGCUGAAGAGGGUAAAAGAGCUGCUGGCUGAGGUGGACGCAAGGACGGCGGCCAAACACAUCACCUUGGUGGACUGCACGGUUGCAAGAAUAGUGGGCGUGACCUCAGAUAUGCAAAGGAUGAUGGGCGUGUCCUCGGGCUUGGAGUUACUCACGCUACCUCACGGGCACCAGCUGAGAUUGGACCUGCUAGAGAGGUUCUACACCAUGUCCAUCAUGACGGCGGUGGACCUGCUGGGCUGCACGGGGAGCACUGAGGAGAGGGCGGCGCUCCUCCACAAGACCAUCCAGCUGGCCGCCGAGCUGAAGAGCAACCUGGGCAACAUGUUUGGCUUCGCCGCCGUCAUGAGGGCCUUGGAGCUGCCGCAGAUAUCCCGGCUGGAGCAGACGUGGGUGACGCUACGCCAGAGACACACGGAAGGCGCCAUCUUGUAUGAGAAGAAACUCAAACCUUUCCUCAAGAACUUGAAUGACGGCAAAGAGUCCAGCGUCCUGUCCAGCACCACCUUCCCACACCUCAUCCCUGUCCUGUCUCUGCUGGAGCGAGGCCUGGCGCUCGGGGAGGCCCCGGAGCCCUGGGAGAGCGCCGAGGUGGGCGUGGACGUGGUCAUGCACCACUUGGAGGCGGCCCGGACCGUGGCGCAUCACGGGGGGGUCUACAGGAGCAACGCUGAGACCAAACUGCUGGGAUUCCAAGUGCAAGCGGAGAUACACGAGAUCUUCCACACGGAGUUCCAGAUGCGCCUCCUGUGGGGCAGCCGCGGCUCCGAGGGCAGCCAGCUGGAGCGCUACGAGAAGUUCGACAAGGUCCUCACCGCUCUCUCGCACAAGCUGGAACCUCCGGUGCGCCACAGCGAGCUAUAGCAGCAAACCACAGCUACAGAAACAAACACUUAGCGCCUGCUAGCGGUCUCGCCUUGCAUGGCCACGGAGGACAGGGGAGGGGCCCCCAUUUGACCGGAGACGCGAGUCGCAGUCCCGGAUGUGGCCGUCAGCGGACGCGUAGAAGAGCCACAAGAAGAGGACUAUGACUACGGUAGCCUCCGAGGGCUUCGGCUCUCCUCCACGCGGACACCGCUGUCUCACGCUGAAGGACGUCGGAAGGACCGCCCACCACGUACCCCGCCGUAACGUCGACAUCACGUUGUCUGUGUGCACCUGUCCGCAUUCCUUCAUUUUUUUAAGCAUCUUAUUUAUUUUGUAAAUGAUCUCCAGACAUUCUCAGUGUUGAUAAGCAAGGAGGCAAGAUGGAGCAUGCAUCCCAAAAAUACAAUAUUUCAUAUCUAACCCACACAUUUCUCCAUCAGCGAAGGAAGCAGUUCCCAUCUGAGCCCAGCAGAGGGCGACCUCAUCCAGCCUUGAAAGACCACACGUGUACUCCUCCAUGCUGACUAUUGGAUGCUUAUUUCCCAGUGUGUUCCACAGCCUACCGGUUCAGGUUGGAAUCUGCUCACCCUGAUGGUGGAAAGAUGGAGGAUUCUGUUUUUUUUUUUUUUGUUUUUCAUUCAUCAAUUCCCUUUUCGGAUACCAAAAGAGUGACAGGCGCAGCUUAAAUGUCAAGUGACUUUCAUGUGUGAAAGGACGGGAUGCUGUUUGGGAAUGAUGAUGUUUUUGUUUGCUUGUUUGUUUUUUUACAUAUUGUACAUAG